Chroicocephalus ridibundus (black-headed gull) is the source of this 3420-nucleotide messenger RNA. It is a transcript of the gene ADAM8, whose product is annotated as ADAM metallopeptidase domain 8. Gene Ontology annotation, molecular function: cell adhesion molecule binding; metalloendopeptidase activity. The coding region runs from base 75 to 2729 and encodes 884 amino acids. The record is from RefSeq and is a predicted model, not a curated record. Lineage: Eukaryota; Metazoa; Chordata; Aves; Charadriiformes; Laridae. The transcript is spliced from 21 exons. Gene Ontology annotation, biological process: regulation of cell-cell adhesion; positive regulation of cellular extravasation; inflammatory response.
GGGGCUGCCGGCGCGGCUCGGCGCGGCUCGGCUCGGCGGCGCUUGGAGCCGGGCACCGCGGACACGUCGGAGCCAUGGCCCCGCCGCUCCUCCGCCUCCUCCUCCUCCUCCUCCUCCUGCUGGUCCACGGUGCCACAGCCAGGCUGGAGGAGAAGCUCAUCCAUGUCGAGAAGUAUGAGAUGGUGACACCACGCAAUAUGCCGGUGCCUCGGGAGAAGAGGGACCUCUCUGCGCUACCACAGAGCACCUACCCGGACCGUGUCCUCUACAGUAUCCGUGCCGAAGGCAGUGACUACCUCCUGUGGCUGGAGAAGAACAAGGAGCUGCUAGGGCAGCACUACACUGAGACGCACUACUCUGCUGACGGCACGGAGAUCACAGAGCAGCCGGACGUUCAGGAUCACUGCCUUUAUCAGGGCCACGUGCGAGGAUAUGCCGACUCAGCAGCAAGCAUCAGCACCUGCGGCGGGCUCAGUGGGUUUUUCCGGGUGAAUGAGACCACUUUCCUGCUGGAGCCCCUGGAGGAGGAUGCGGCCGGCCAGCAUGCAGUGUACAGAGCAGCUCACCUGCGGGGGAAGCGUGGCACAUGCCCAGAGUCCGGUGCCACCCUGGAAUAUGACCAUGAACCGAGAAUUCCCGCAGCCAUGAAGCUCUACCGCUGGAAAUCAGCUCCGUUACACAAAGGUCCCCGAUAUGUGGAGCUGGUCCUGGUCGUGGACAACGAGGAGUUCAGGAAACACAAGGACUUGCGCACAGUGCAGAACCGCAUGAAGGAGGUCGUGAACCAUGUCGACAAGCUUUAUCAGCCUCUUCGCCUGCGGGUGGCCUUGAUUGGCUUGGAGGUGUGGAGCCACAAGGACAAAAUUGUGGUCAGUCCCAACCCGGAGGUGACGCUGGACAACUUCCUCCACUGGCGAGAGGCAGAGCUGCUGCGGAGGAAGCCACACGACAAUGCCCAGCUGAUCACGGGCAUAGACUUCCAUGGCACGACUGUAGGGCUCGCCAAGAAGCUCGUGAUGUGUACCAGGGACUCGGGCGGUGUCAACCAGGACCACAGCAUGAAUCCUUUUGGUGCUGCAUCCACCAUGGCCCACGAGAUGGGGCACAACCUGGGGAUGUCUCAUGAUGAAGAUAUUGCUGGCUGCCAGUGUCCUGUCCCCAAGGAUGAUGGAGGAUGUGUCAUGGCGGCAAGUGUUGGCUUGGUUUAUCCGAAGCUCUUCAGCCGCUGCAGCGAGCAGGACAUGUGGCAGUUCCUAGGGGACCCCAGGACCAGCUGCCUGCUGAAUGUCCCCAGGGCGGAUGAGUUGUACGGGGGGCCGGUGUGCGGGAACCAGUUUGUGGAGCGGGGAGAGCAGUGUGACUGCGGUACACCAGAGGAGUGCUCCGACCGCUGCUGCAAUGCCACCACUUGUCAGCUGAGAGAGGGAGCCGAGUGCGCCCAGGGGAGCUGCUGCCAGGACUGCAAGGUGAAAGCUGCUGGUGUGCUCUGCCGGGCCAGCAAGAAUGACUGCGACCUGCCCGAACACUGCACUGGCUUCAGUGCCGAGUGCCCGGAGGAUGUUUUCCAGGAGAAUGGCAUCCCCUGCCAGAACGGCAAUGGCUACUGCUACAAUGGGGCUUGCCCCUCUCACAGCGAGCAGUGCCGUGCGCUCUGGGGUGCAGAGGCCCGGGUGGCUCCUGAUGUUUGCUUUAAGCGCAACAGUGAGCAACACCUUCACCUCCACUGCCUCACCAAGUACGGGAAGCGGCCCUGCAGCCCCAAGGAUGUGAAAUGCGGCACGCUGCUGUGCCUGAGCGACAACACCAGCCCUGUCCUUGGCAGUGGCUCCUACUCCCUCUUCUUUGGACGCUUCAAGUGCAAGGCAGUCAUUGCCGGCAGCGACGCCAACGAGGUGAUGGCCAAGCUCAGGCUGGUGCCCACCGGUGCCAAGUGUGGAGAGGAGAUGGUCUGCUACGCUGGUCGCUGCCAGAACCUCCUCGUCUACGGCGACAAGAACUGCUCAGCCAAGUGCAACAACCACGGGGUGUGCAAUCACAAGCGGGAGUGUCACUGUGAGCCAGGCUGGGCAGCGCCCUACUGCGAGCAGAAGAUUUCAGGGAUGGCGGCAGGGAGCAGCAGCGUGGUCUUGGUGGCAGUGCCGGCUGUGCUGGCACUCUCCGGCAUCCUGCUGGGCAGUGGCGUCAUGCUUCUCAGAGGCAGGGGGACCAGACGCUUCCAGAAAGGGAGGACCUCUGGUGAGCCCGCUGCCAGCCUCGCUGACCCGCUCUUCCAGGAGGGCAGACGGACACCCCGUCCCCACCGCCAGCUGUCUCGCCGUGACAUUGGCCACCCGAACCUGCUCAGCAGCACGGCAGCCCCAGGGGAUGCCCAGCCCCUCGGGCCCUGCCACCCGGCACCGCAGGUCAGGGAGCCAAAGGGAGACCUGGCGUGGGGCAGGAAUGGCUGGUCGGGGGGGAGGGCAGCCUCUCACCCCCGCUUUUUGCUGACCCUGCAGCCACCAGAACUGGUUCCCAAGGUGACAUCUCCAGCCUCUCCAGGACAGCCCCUGCAGGUGAAGCCGAAGCCGCCCAGCAAGCCUCUCCCACCACUGAAGAGCAAGGCGCUGUGCAACGGCAAUGGGCUGCCAGGACUGGCCCUCCCUUGCCCCCUGAUGACAACCCCCAUGGUCCUUCAGCAGGGCAUCCCCCCGAAGGUGGCCCUGAAGCCACCACCCCCGGCCAGGAGGUGACCAAGGAUGCUCCAUCCACCACCAUGGCUGAGGAGAUGCCGGCUCUCGUGGCACAGCCGCAGAGCCGCUGUCUGGCUUCCACCCUUACUUGAAUCGCUCACUGGACCCUCCCCCAGGAUGGCACCCGUGUUUACAGAUAUUUUGAGUUGUGCCUUAACAGACUUCAUAGCCUCGUGGCUGGCCCAGGGAGAGCCGUCAGCUGGGGCUUCACGAGGAGACCAGGAGCAGGGGGACAAUGCCAGCUCUGGUUCUGAGGCCAGCCCAAAGUUGGUCCAGGCUCUCCUGCACCCUGGGAGCUGCUGCCUUCUCUCCUGAUGUCCUGAAUAUGUCCUGCUCCUCACGCCUUCCCUGCUGGGGUCAUGGCAAGAAGCUCCUGGCAUGGCCUGCUGGGGCUGGAGAAGCACUGAACCACAGGGACCAUGCCCCAGGACCACCAGCCCGCCCAGGGACAGUCACAAGGGGAGGUCUCGCCAGGGGCUUUGGCAGGUCCAAGCUGGGCUUGGCCUCCCCACAGGGCUUUUAUCUCUGAACUUACCACCUGAGCGACUGUUCUCCUGAAAUGGAAUUUCCUGGGAGCCUUUUUACUGCAGCCGUUAACUUACAACCCUUCUGAGCCAUCUGUUGUGAAAACAGUCGCGUCCCCCCACCCCAUUUUUGAUAUAAUUUAGGUUGAAGGCUUUUGUACCAAUAA